AGAUGCCAUCAUUUAUCACCUUCCUAGGGUUUGAGGAGCCAGAGUUGGGGAAACCUGGGGCUUUAGUCAGUUCCACACAUUCACCCAGUGAAGCCAGCUAUAUGCCAGGAGUAUAAGGAAGGAGUGAUGAUUCUGCCCCGGUGAUGAGGGAGUUGUUCAGAAGGGAGCAGACCUAGACCUUUACAAGUCUUAAGAUGAGUAAAAACUUACUAGUAGUGGAGGAAAAGAACAUUUCAGGCAAUACUAGGAAUGCUGUUCUGUGAGAUAGUAUGUGCAUGUAGUCCAUAUGCCUAGGCUGUCCUGGGACCAAGAGUGAGUCACGUCCAGGCCCUGCUGUUGAUGGGCUCCUGGUCCCGCAGGCACAGGGACUGCAUUUGCAGGAUCACGACAGGAGGGGGAGAUGAGGCCUGAACCUGACCCCCAGACUUUUUACUUUGGCUCAAGAUACAUUUUACAUUUUUGAAUUAAUUGCCUACUAUUACAAACCAGUUUGCUUUAAAACAAAAGCAAAACCAAAAAAGCCCAACACAUUUCUGGCUUCUCUGGGGGAAAAAAAAAAAAGGAAAGAAAGAAAGAAAAGAUCUGGCAGCAGAUCUACUAUCCCUUCUGGCAACAACUGGCUCAAAUGGAAGAGCCGAGGCCGCCUGUUCAUGGGGCUCAUACCGAAGUGUUUCAUGCCCUUAUGUUUCCUGCCUGGCACCUGGCUUAGAAAGUUUCAUAAAAUGAUAUUUUGAGGAGCAGCACAUUUUUUGCAGAGGAGGGGGAGGAACGAAGCUAGAAAUGUUUGCUGGAAUCUGAUCAGGAAAAGGAAGCUGAGGGACUUGGAUGCUACUCUGUAAAGCCUUUCCAGGGAUCCCGUUGCCCACUGGGAAACCAUAAGGUUGGAACCAGCUGGUAGGGGACUGAACUGGGAGAUUACAGGACUUGGCUGAGGUCUAAUGAGAAAGUGGCAAUGUUGGGUUUUGAACCCAGGCAGUUGAUUUCAGUCCUCUCUGGGCUUCUCACAACACCACCUCUUCUGAGAGGCAGUGAGCAGGUUUCACACCCUGGUGAGCAGUGACUGGACAGGGUCAGGCAAUGAAGUGUAGUGGUUGUGGCCCAGGGUUGUGCCAUCUCUGUCUUUUGUGACUCAGAACAAGUGGUUUGCCCUCUCCUGCCUCUUAUGUCUCUCUGGGCACUUCACGGAGCCCAUGGGAUCUUGGGAGGACACAGAUGAGGAUGGCUGUCAUGCCAGCAGGGAUGAGCAAAGAGGAGUUUGGGGACUAAAUUCGGGGGAGGUCAGGACAGAGUUGGGGUCUGUGGGUUGGGGGUCAUACCAAGAUGGCAGUCUAGAGGAGGAGGAAGGGCUUGGGGGAAUGGGAGUUCAGUGUAGGACACGGGGAGCCAGAGGUGUCAGGGACACUCCCAGAGGGGAGGCUGGGGCGGGGUUGAGAGGCGAGGAAAGGGGCGCCCUCUCUCACACCGAUUGAGAAGGCGCCAGAUCAGGGCACCCCGGCGUAGGGGGCGGGGAGCGUGGCGCCCGGCGGCCCCUUUAAUCGGGGACGCGCGCUGGCCGGCCCGCGCGCUCUCGCUGCCGUCGCCGGGCCGGAGCGGAGCAGGAGCCGGAGCCGAGCUGGGGCCGGGGCCGGGGCCGGUAGCGGGCGGAAUGGAGCCCCCGCGCGCGCCCGCUCUGCGCCGCCUGCUGCCGCCGCUGCUGCUCCUGCUGCUGCCACUGCCCCCCCGCGCCCGGGCCAAGUACGUGCGGGGCAACCUCAGCUCCAAGGAGGACUGGCUCUUCCUGACAAGAUUUUGCUUUCUUUCGGAUUAUGGCCGACUGGACUUCCGCUUCCGAUACCCUGAGGCCAAGUGCUGCCAGAACAUCCUCCUCUAUUUCGAUGACCCAUCCCAGUGGCCAGCUGUGUACAAGGCAGGGGACAAGGACUGCCUGGCCAAGGAGUCCGUGAUCAGGCCCGAGAACAACCAGGUCAUCAACCUCACCACCCAGUACGCCUGGUCAGGCUGUCAGGUAGUGUCAGAGGAGGGAACCCGUUACCUGAGCUGCUCCAGCGGCCGAAGCUUCCGCUCCGUGCGUGAAAGGUGGUGGUACAUCGCACUCAGCAAGUGUGGGGGAGAUGGGCUGCAGUUGGAGUAUGAGAUGGUCCUCACCAAUGGCAAGUCCUUCUGGACACGGCAUUUCUCGGCUGAUGAGUUUGGGAUCCUGGAGACAGAUGUGACUUUCCUUCUCAUCUUCAUCCUCAUCUUCUUCCUCUCCUGUUACUUUGGAUAUUUGCUGAAAGGUCGUCAGUUGCUCCAUACAACUUAUAAAAUGUUCAUGGCGGCAGCAGGAGUGGAGGUCCUGAGCCUCCUGUUUUUCUGCAUCUACUGGGGCCAGUAUGCCACCGACGGCAUUGGCAAUGAGAGUCUGAAGAUCUUGGCCAAGCUGCUCUUCUCCUCCAGCUUCCUCAUCUUCCUGCUGAUGCUCAUCCUUCUGGGGAAGGGAUUCACGGUGACACGGGGCCGCAUCAGCCACUCGGGUUCCGUGAAGUUGUCUGUCUACAUGACCCUGUACACCCUUACCCACGUGGUGCUGCUCAUCUAUGAGGCUGAGUUCUUUGACCCGGGCCAGGUACUGUACACGUAUGAGUCGCCGGCGGGCUAUGGGCUCAUUGGGCUGCAGGUGGCGGCUUACGUGUGGUUCUCCUACGCCGUGUUCAUCUCCUUGCGCCACUUCCCGGAGAAGCAGCCCUUCUAUGUGCCCUUCUUUGCUGCCUACACCCUCUGGUUCUUUGCAGUUCCUGUGAUGGCCCUGAUCGCCAACUUUGGGAUCCCCAAGUGGGCCCGGGAGAAGAUUGUCAAUGGAAUUCAGCUGGGGAUCCAUUUGUAUGCCCAUGGCGUGUUCCUGAUCAUGACCCGCCCGUCUGCGGCCAACAAGAACUUCCCGUACCACGUGCGCACGUCGCAGAUCGCCUCAGCCGGGGCCCCGGGGCCCCAAGGGAGCCAAUCCACCGACAAGGCCUUCCCGCAGCACGUCUAUGGGAACGUGACGUUCAUCAGCGACUCGGUGCCCAACUUCACGGAGCUCUUCUCCAUCCCCCCGUCCGCCUCCUCCGCCGGGAAGCAGGUGGAGGAGACGGCGGUGGCGGCGGCGGUGGCCCCGAGGGGCCGCGUGGUGACCAUGGCCGAGCCGGGCGCGGCCUCCCCGCCCCUUCCCGCUCGGUUCCCCAAGGCGGCCGACCCGAGCUGGGAUGGCCCGACGCCGCCCUACCAGCGGCUCGUGCCCCAGACGGCGGCGCCGCACACCGGCUUCACGGAAUACUUCAGCAUGCACAGGGCCGGGGGCACCGCACCCCCGGUCUGAGCACCCUUGCCCACCCCCACCCCAUGGUCCGCGUGCCGGGCCCCGGCCGGGCUCCGGAUCCCCGCUCUAUCCGGGCCCCAGGGCGCUGCCAUCCCAGGCCUUCCCGACCCUCCCCACCCUGCGCGCCCAGGUAGGGGUGCGUACUGUCCCGCUCCUCCCCGCCCCUCCCCCCGACUUUUGUGCCAAACGGUCCCGCGGGAGCCGCUCUCCCCGUCCCCUCCCUCAGCCCCUGCCCCGAGCGGCGCCGGAUUCUGGGCUCCCGCUGUUUCGAGACCUACGGCCCCCUGGCCCCCUCCGAGACCUCUGAUCCCGCCGGACCCCGGAACAACAGUGACGAUCGCCGGGACCCUGCCCGUGACUCUCCAGGACUCCGCGACCCCCAGCCAUUGCUCCUGGGACGGAUAUUGUGAAUCUGGUCUCGACUCUGACACCUUCCCUUGGAUCUCUGUAACUUCGGACCAAACUCUGCCCACCCCUAUCUCCAUCCGGGGGCCCUCCCUUAGGUCCCCGGCAAAAAGACUUUUUCCCUUCUUGCCAAAAUAAAGCGGAUUCGUUGAGUUUUUAAUCU
Mustela erminea (ermine) is the source of this 3905-nucleotide messenger RNA. RefSeq names its product transmembrane protein 145 (gene TMEM145). NCBI's taxonomy places the organism in Eukaryota, Metazoa, Chordata, Mammalia, Carnivora, Mustelidae. Gene Ontology annotation, biological process: response to pheromone; G protein-coupled receptor signaling pathway. The record is from RefSeq and is a predicted model, not a curated record. Bases 1646 to 3337 code for a protein of 563 amino acids. The transcript is spliced from 15 exons.